Sardina pilchardus (European sardine) is the source of this 2323-nucleotide messenger RNA. It is a transcript of the gene fermt2, whose product is annotated as FERM domain containing kindlin 2. Gene Ontology annotation, cellular component: focal adhesion; extrinsic component of cytoplasmic side of plasma membrane. The transcript has 17 exons. The record is from RefSeq and is a predicted model, not a curated record. Gene Ontology annotation, biological process: cell-matrix adhesion; integrin-mediated signaling pathway. NCBI's taxonomy places the organism in Eukaryota, Metazoa, Chordata, Actinopteri, Clupeiformes, Clupeidae. Bases 181 to 2274 code for a protein of 697 amino acids. Gene Ontology annotation, molecular function: integrin binding.
CUGGUCUCCAUUAGCACAAAAUCCGAGGAGACACUUUGGGAUACUUCGGCUGGAAGAGUUCUUUGGAUUUUGUCCCGUUUAGAUUGAAUAUAUGGUUUUAAGUAAGAAAAACUUGUUGACUGUUGAAGUAUCGGAAGUUUGAGUGGUUUUUCUGGUUCUGGGUUGGUGUAUUUGUGAAGGAUGGCGCUGGACGGUAUACGAAUGCCCGAUGGCUGCUACGCCGACGGGACUUGGGAACUGAAGAUGCAUGUGACCGACCUCCAUAAAGACGUCUCCUUGCGGGUCACCGGGGAGAUUCACAUCGGAGGGGUUAUGCUAAAGCUCGUGGAAGAACUCGAUGUGAAGAAGGACUGGUCAGACCACGCGCUGUGGUGGGAGAAGAAGAAGACGUGGCUGCUGAAGACCCACUGGACGCUGGACAAGUACGGGAUCCAGGCGGACGCGCGGCUGCUCUUCACCCCCCAGCACAAGCUGCUGCGCCUGCAGCUGCCCAACAUGCGCCACAUGAGGGUCAAGGUCAACUUCUCCGACCGCGUCUUCAAGGCCGUCUCCGACAUCUGCAAAACCUUCAAUAUCCGUCACCCGGAGGAGGUGUCUCUGCUCCGUAAGCCGCGUGACCCCAAGAAGAAGAAGAAAAAGCUGGAGGAGGUCGAAGAGGACCCGCUGGAACUGGAGGGACCCCUGCUCACACCUGGAUCAGCUUCUGAGGUCAUUUACAUCGGACCUGUCAAAGGGAGCAUCUACUCCAGCCCUGGCCUGUACAGUAAGACGAUGACCCCCACCUAUGACUCGCGUGACGGCAGCCCGCUGUCCCCCACCACGGCCUGGUUCGGGGACAGUCCUCUGUCCGAGGGCAACCCCAGCAUCCUGGCCGUCAGCCAGCCCAUCUCCUCCCCCGACAUCCUGCUCAAGCUCUACAAGCCACAGUCCCUCCUGGACAAGGCCAAGAUCAACCAGGGGUGGCUGGACUCGUCCAGGUCUCUGAUGGAGCAGGACAUCAAGGACAACGAUGUGCUCCUGCUGCGGUUUAAGUACCACAGUUUCUUUGACCUCAACCCCAAGUACGAUGCCAUCCGUGUGAACCAGCUGUAUGAGCAGUCCAAGUGGGCCAUCCUGCUGGAGGAGAUCGAGUGCACAGAGGAGGAGAUGAUGAUGUUCGCCGCCCUGCAGUACCAUAUCAACAAGCUGUCUAUCAUGUCGAACGACAAUCACAUGAACAACAGUGAAAAGGAGGUGGACGAGGUGGACGCAGCCCUGUCCGAUCUGGAGAUCACUCUGGAGGGAGGGAAGACGUCCAACACACUGGGUGACAUCACUUCCAUUCCUGAGCUGGCCGACUAUGUGAAGGUCUUCAAGCCAAAGAAACUGACACUGAAGGGCUAUAAGCAGUACUGGUGCACGUUUAAAGACAUCACAAUCUCCUGCUACAAGAGUCGAGAGGAGGCUCAUGGGACCCCUGCCCAUCAAAUGAACCUUAGAGGUUGUGAAGUGACUCCGGAUGUCAACAUCUCUGGUCAGAAAUUCAACAUCAAGCUGCUGAUUCCUGUCGCCGACGGCAUGAAUGAGAUCUGGCUGCGCUGUGACGCGGAGAAGCAGUAUGCCCAUUGGAUGGCGGCGUGUCGCCUGGCGUCCAAAGGCAAAACCAUGGCGGACAGCUCCUACAACCUGGAGGUGCAGAACAUCCUGUCCUUCCUCAAGAUGCAGCACAUGAGCCCCGACCCCCAGUUCAUCGCCGCCGAGUUCACCAACACGGACAUCAACCCCGAGUGCCUGGUGUCCCCGCGCUACCUGAAGAAGUACAAGAACAAACAGCCAGGUUAUGUGAGGGACAUGAUCUCGGCCCGGAUCCUGGAGGCCCACCAGAACGUGGCCCAGAUGAGCCUGAUCGAGGCCAAGAUGCGCUUCAUCCAGGCGUGGCAGUCCCUGCCGGAGUUCGGAAUCACCCACUUCCUGGCCAAGUUCCAGGGAGGGAAGAGGGAGGAGCUGAUCGGGAUCACGUACAACCGCCUGAUCCGCAUGGACGCCAGCAACGGAGACGCCAUCAAGACCUGGAGGUUCAGCAACAUGAAGCAGUGGAACGUCAACUGGGAGAUCAAGAUGGUGACGGUGGAGUUUGCGGACGAGCCCAGCCUGGCGUUCAUCUGUACGGAGGUGGACUGCAAGGUGGUGCACGAGUUCAUCGGCGGCUACAUCUUCCUGUCCACGCGCGCUAAGGACCAGAACGAGUCUCUGGACGAGGAGAUGUUCUUCAAGCUGACCAGUGGCUGGAUCUGAGCAUGCUCCAAACCUGCCCACAGGAAGGGGGAUAGGGGGGGGGGGGGGG